AUGUCUUCUUCCCACCCCCGCUGGACCGCCUAUGAAUACUACCCCUCAUUGGCAGCUGCAGUAGUAUUCGUUGUCUGCUUUGCAAUUGUCACUUUACUACACACAUUCCAUUUGUUCCGCACAAGAACAUGGUUCUUCAUCCCGCUCGUGAUCGGCGGAUACUUUGAGCUCAUUGGAUAUAUCGGCCGCGCCAUGUCAUCGAAACAAUCUCCCGAUUGGACUAUCGGACCCUAUGUUAUGCAGAGCACAUUGCUGCUGGUUGCACCGGCGCUGUUCGCCGCGAGUAUCUACAUGGGAUUGGGUCGGAUUAUUGUUAUGGUCAAGGGGGAGCAAUUUGCCUUGAUUCGAGUUGGAUGGAUGACCAAGAUAUUCGUCGCGGGUGAUGUGUUGAGUUUCCUGAUGCAGGCUUCUGGUGCUGGAAUAAUGGUCACCAGCUCGGAAAACUCCACAAGCACCGGCCAGAACGUUAUCAUCGGCGGCCUCAUCGUGCAAAUCGUCUUCUUCGGCUUCUUCCUGAUUAGCGCGAUCAUCUUCCAGCAACGCCUGAGCUCUCACGCCACUGCUCAUGCAGUGGCAGAGCAGUAUCCAUGGCGCAAACAUAUGUGGGCGUUGCACUCGUCCAGUAUCCUUGUUCUCAUUCGGUCUAUCAUUCGUGUUGUAGAGUAUGUCCAGGGCACGGAAGGUUAUCUCAUGAGCAAUGAGGUCUUCAUUUAUGUCUUUGAUGGAUUUUUGAUGUUUGCUCUUAUGGUCAUUUUCGUGGUUAUUCACCCUAGCGAGGUGAAUUAUCUUCUUGGAAGGGGAAAGGUCGUGACGGCUAUGGGCGGGUUGAAGGUCAUGGAGGGCUCGGGUGCGGUAUAG
Molecule: messenger RNA, 858 nt
Organism: Penicillium vulpinum
Lineage: Eukaryota; Fungi; Ascomycota; Eurotiomycetes; Eurotiales; Aspergillaceae
Product: RTA1 domain-containing protein
Exons: 3
Coding region: 1-858 (285 amino acids)
Cellular component (GO): membrane
Source: RefSeq, a predicted model, not a curated record